Molecule: messenger RNA, 1479 nt
Organism: Haliaeetus leucocephalus (bald eagle)
Lineage: Eukaryota; Metazoa; Chordata; Aves; Accipitriformes; Accipitridae
Gene: FRG1
Product: FSHD region gene 1
Exons: 8
Coding region: 81-728 (215 amino acids)
Cellular component (GO): catalytic step 2 spliceosome; striated muscle dense body; nucleolus
Molecular function (GO): actin filament binding
Source: RefSeq, a predicted model, not a curated record
CGAAGCUUGUCGCUCCAGGGCUUCCGUCCGCGCGGCGGGGCGGAGCCGCGUGUGUCCUUCCGCGUUUGCCGUAGCCCGACAUGGCGGAGUAUUCCUGCGUUAAAUCCACCAAGCUCGUCCUGAAAGGGGCGAAAGAGAAAAGCAAGAAGAAGCACAAGGAAAAGAAAAGGAAAAGGGAGGAGGAUGCGGCAGAGCAACUUGAUAUUGUUGAUGAUGAAGGCCCUAGUCCUCCUGAACAGUUUACAGCAGUAAAGUUGUCUGAUACAAGGAUUGCUCUGAAGUCUGGUUAUGGCAAAUACCUUGGUAUAAAUUCAGAUGGACUUGUUGUUGGACGUUCAGAUGCAAUAGGAUCAAGAGAGCAAUGGGAACCUGUCUUCCAAGAUAAGAAAAUGGCAUUACUAGCAGCAAAUAGCCGUUUUAUUAGAUGUAAUGAAGAGGGAGACAUAGAAGCCAAAAGCAAAACAGCAGGGGAAGAAGAAAUGAUAAAGAUUCGUACUUGUGCUGAAAGAGAAGCUAAGAAGAAAGAUGAUGUUCCACAAGAAGACAAAGGAAAUGUUAAACAGUGUGAAAUCAAUUAUGUAAAGAAAUUCCAAAGUUUUCAAGACAAAAAGCUUAAAAUAAGCAAAGAAGAUACAAAAGCCCUUAGAAAAGCCAGGAAAGAAGGCACUUUUCAUGAAAUGCUGCUUGACAGGAGAGCAAAAGUGAAAGCGGAUAGAUACUGCAAGUGACAACCAGCUGGUCCAUUUUCUUCUGCAUCUUUGAUGAUAGGGUCAAAUUGAAAACAAUAGUAAAAUGUUUUAUAAUUAUUUUUUAUUGAAGGUGUUUUGCUGAUGUUUUUAUUACGUUAUUUUUAAAGAAUUGCCUGAGAGCUAUAAUUAAGCAUCAAACUAACGUCAUCUUUCAGUAAUGAAUACUAUUAAGUUUACUCUAAAACUACAUGCUAUUGAAAUAGUGAGAUAAUUGUUUAAUGGAAAAGAAGUUGACCCACUGAAUCUUCCAAGGCUGAUGUAAGGAACCUGAACUUAGAGACAGGGCAGAAGAGAACAACAAUGAAGUUCAGAAGUAAAAUAUGGUUAACACAUUGAACCAUUAAGAAAUAUGUAACUGUAUUGAACAAGAAGUAAUUGAAAAUGCAUGUCUUGGAAUGCAUCCUACCAGAUCCUGAGUAGGAUGUCUGUGGAACUAUUCUACACUGCAUCAGGUGAGGACUGGGCCAGAAUAUUCAGGCUUCAUAAAACAAUGUUCAAAACAGACCCACUGUUUAAGUUGAUAAGUGGCGUAAUGCAUAUGCUGGAAAAGGUGUUGACAAGUCACAAGAACCCUGUUACAAAUGAAAAUGCACGUGCUUCGUAAGAAAAGGGGAUGGCUUUUUUGUGUUAGCAGGCCGCUUAUUUUACAAGAGGGAAAAACUGAUUUUGCAAACUUCCUGGUUUCUCUAUGGUAUGGACUUUAGUUUGUUUAAUAAAACAGCAGGGACUU